Messenger RNA from Arabidopsis lyrata subsp. lyrata, 815 nucleotides. RefSeq names its product auxin-induced protein 15A. Lineage: Eukaryota; Viridiplantae; Streptophyta; Magnoliopsida; Brassicales; Brassicaceae. The record is from RefSeq and is a predicted model, not a curated record. The coding region runs from base 300 to 620 and encodes 106 amino acids. Gene Ontology annotation, biological process: response to auxin. The transcript has a single exon.
AUAAUAAUGAGAAAAUGUGAUAGAUUCAUUAAUAAAAUUAAGAUAGAAGAUAAUAUUUUAAUUCUUAAAGUUAGAGAAAAAAAUACAAAUUAUAUCAUAAUAUGUAUUUAAGAUACUACAUAUCCAUUAUUUAUGUCAAUUACUAUUCAAUAUGUGAUAAAAUCCUUUGAUAUUUAUAACAAUGAAUUACUACUCCUAAAGCAACAAACCUUCCUCCCUAUAAAGUAGAUAAAGCCACAAAGUCUACACAUGCAUCUCCGUUCAAGCUAAAACAAAUUUAGUUCAUUUGAAAGAUAAAUAUGAUUCAAUUCAAGACUAUAGUUAUUCAAGUCAAGAGAGUAGUCGAUAAAAAGAUAUCGCGUUUAAGACACAUAAUCAACGUACGAAAGGGUCACUUUGCGGUAUAUGUUGGUGUAGACGAGGAAGAGACGAAGAGAUUUGUGGUUCCAAUAUCUUACUUAAACCAUCCUUUGUUCCAAGCCUUGUUGCUUCAAGCCGAAGAUGAGUUCGGCACAGAUCAUAAGAGGAAAUCCCUCACAAUCCCUUGUGCUAAAGAUGUCUUUAUUGACAUCACUUCUCGUCUGAAGCGUAGUAAAUUUAUUAGAACUGAAAGUAAUUAAUUGGUCUUAAGUAUUAGUAUUGUUCUAUUGUUUGGUUUGAUUAUCCGUUUGGUAAGGCCGUUUAUUGUUUUAUGUAAUAGAGGGGGCUUAGGCAACAGUAAAAUCAAAACCAAAACGUAUAAAGGAAAAAAUUGCAUAAUUGGCUGGGAAAUUUGUCUUUUACCAAUAUUAUACAAAGAUUUAGUUCUUUCUAAA